UUCGUCAAUCCCGGGCAUUUUAUGUUGAAAGAAACCGGAAGUGGCUUGUAUUACGUCAGCGAGCUUGAUGUAGGUCGGUGCAACCCAUCACAACAUCGCCGCUUUGUUCGCCUGGAAUAUUCGAUGAAGUGUUGAAGCAAGUGGGCCAUGUCCACCAUGGUGUAUCCUGGAGAAGAAGCCCUGGAGCGCCUGAGCCAGGAUGAGAUUGUCCUCAACACCAAGGCGGUCAUGCAGGGAUUGGAGGCGCUGCGCGGCGAGCACGCUCAGCUCCUCAACUCGAUGCUGGACUGCGCUCAGCCUCCCGCCUCGCAGGAGAAGUCCGGUCUGCUGCGCAAAAGCAUGGAGGCCAUCGAGCUGGGCCUGGGAGAAGCUCAAGUGAUCAUUGCUCUGUCGGGCCACCUGAGCGCGGUGGAAUCGGAAAAGCAGAAGCUGCGCGCCCAAGUGCGCCGCCUGUGUCAAGAGAACCAGUGGCUGCGGGACGAGCUGGCAGCCACGCAGCACAAGUUGCAGCGCAGCGAGCAGAGCGUGGCCCAACUGGAGGAGGAGAAGAAGCACCUGGAGUUCAUGAACCACAUCAAGAAGCUGGACGACGAUGCUUUGCCCUGCGAGGAGAAGACAGGGGAGACAUCCAAGGACAACCUGGACGACCUGUUCCCCAACGACGACGACCAAAGUGCAGCUCAGCCCAGCGGUGAGGCGGCGGCACAGCAGGGCGGCUAUGAAAUCCCUGCCCGCCUCAGGACCCUGCACAACUUGGUGAUCCAGUACGCCUCGCAGGGCCGCUACGAGGUGGCCGUGCCUCUCUGCAAACAGGCUUUGGAAGACCUGGAGAAAACAUCGGGUCACGAUCACCCCGACGUGGCCACCAUGCUCAACAUCCUGGCGCUGGUCUACAGGGACCAGAACAAGUACAAAGAAGCAGCGCACCUCCUCAAUGACGCCCUCGCCAUCAGGGAGAAGACGCUGGGGAAAGACCAUCCUGCAGUGGCGGCCACCCUCAACAACCUGGCAGUUCUGUAUGGGAAGAGGGGCAAGUACAAGGAGGCAGAGCCUUUGUGCAAGCGAGCGCUGGAGAUUCGAGAGAAGGUGUUGGGGAAGUACCACCCAGACGUGGCCAAGCAACUUAACAACCUGGCGCUACUGUGCCAGAACCAGGCCAAAUAUGAGGAGGUGGAGUAUUACUACGGCCGCGCCCUGGAGAUCUACCAGUCCAAGCUGGGCGCCGACGACCCCAAUGUGGCAAAGACCAAAAACAACCUGGCCACGUGUUACCUCAAGCAAGGCAAGUUCAAAGACGCCGAGGCGCUCUACAAGGACAUCCUGACACGAGCGCACGAGCGUGAGUUUGGCUCAGUCAACAAUGACAACAAGCCCAUCUGGAUGCACGCGGAGGAGCGAGAGGAAAGCAAGGGGAAGCGCAAGGAGGCGGGGCCUUACGUGGAAUAUGGCAGCUGGUACAAGGCGUGCAAGGUGGACAGCCCUACGGUCAAUACCACCCUUAAGAGUCUGGGUGCCCUCUACCGCCGCCAAGGCAAAUUGGAGGCGGCCCAAACACUGGAGGAGUGCGCCAGCAAGUCCCGCAAGCAGGGGUUUGACGCCAUCAACCAGAGCAAGGUGGUGGAGCUCCUCAAGGAUGGCGGAGGAGAGCGGCGACACAGCCGGGAGGGAGGCAACGGCUCGGGGGGGCCCAGCGAAGCCGACGACUCUGCCGAGUGGAACGGGGUCAGUUCACUAGAUUUUCUUGGCCGUCGUUCUCGUAUUGACAUGUGUGAAGUGGGCGUGGUUUUCUUGCAGGACGGGAGCGGCUCUCUGCGCCGCAGCGGUUCCUUCGGUAAGAUCCGCGAUGCUCUGAGGAGGAGCAGCGAGAUGCUGGUGAAGAAGCUUCAAGGCAGCGGACCGCAAGAAGCUCGCAACCCAGGGAUGAAGAGAGCGAGCUCGCUCAACUUCCUCAACAAGAGUGUUGAGGAGACCACACAGGACGCCAACUCGCCAAUGCUGUCGGACUGUCGAGGACUCAGUGCCAGCAACGUGGACCUGACCAGACGCAGCUCCUUGAUUGGCUAGAUGCAGCCUGGGAGCGUUUGAUGAGACGUCACACUUAAGCCCGAUGGUAGUUUUUGUUGUCAACGUGCCGUGCCCCAUCACUCCUGUAUGUUCCCACUCGGCAUGUGUGCACUUGAACGUCACACCAUGCGAACAUAGUGGGUCGUAUACAUAGUCUGUACAUAUGCACGUUAAUCGUGCACGUAGCUGCUUCCUCACCCUGGAGGUGAUGCAACUGUACCGGUCACCAUGGUGACACAACACAUUGCUCUUAAUGAGUUGUUUGCUUCCUGUCAUGUGGCAAAAGCUCUAGCAGGACGUGCUUCCUACAUGUUGCUGCGAGGUUAUUAAGCAGGUAGCGUGUCACACUGCGGUCAUUAAUUAUUUACUUAGCAGGAACAUUGCUGACCUCCAAGGAUGUUGUCAACAUGUUUCAGUCAAUAAACGUUGAGCCUGA
Molecule: messenger RNA, 2500 nt
Organism: Entelurus aequoreus (snake pipefish)
Lineage: Eukaryota; Metazoa; Chordata; Actinopteri; Syngnathiformes; Syngnathidae
Gene: klc2
Product: kinesin light chain 2
Exons: 13
Coding region: 148-2064 (638 amino acids)
Biological process (GO): microtubule-based movement
Cellular component (GO): cytoplasm; membrane-bounded organelle; kinesin complex
Molecular function (GO): kinesin binding
Source: RefSeq, a predicted model, not a curated record